AGCUGUUGUAAACCACACUCAUCUUACACCUCACCAUGUCAGCCAUAUAUUCUGAGGCCCAGGUCGCUGGGUUCCUCAAACAUCUUCAAAUCCCUCAAGAAUUCUACGUGGGCAAUGAAGCUAUUCUGGACCAUGCGUUUCUCAAAGUGCUACAUCAGCAUAUGAUCGCAACAGUCCCAUAUGAUAACUUGACGCUGCAUUACUCGUCACAUCGCAACAUCACUCUCGAGCCUCAAGCUCUGUACCAAAAGAUCGUGGGGGACGGGCGCGGAAGAGGAGGUUACUGCAUGGAGAGUAACCUCUUUUUCUGUUACAUGCUGAGAGCCCUUGGUUUCCAAGUAUAUCCCGUCGGUGUGCGAGUUCGUCUGCGAAACAACGGCAUUCCUUUUGGUGGUUACCCUGGGUGGGUUCACAUUGUCAACAUUGUAACUCUACCUGACAAUUCUCGCUGGGUUAUGGAUGCUUCAUUUGGCGGCGACGGCCCAACACAGCCCAUGCCUUUGGUCGAGGGCGCUGAGUGGCACAAUAUGGGCACACAAACCGCACGUCUUAUCAAGGACUUCAUUCCCGGCCAGACAGAGCUCACAUCCGGCCGCCGUCUCUGGAUCUACCAGUGCCGCAACUCUCCCGACCUGCCCUGGACCAGCUUCUAUGCUUUCAGUCACUCAGUUGAAUGGCUGCCAGCCGAUUUCGAGAUCACCAACUGCUACACGGGCACAAGCCCACGCAGCUUCCAGACAUCGACGGUUCUGAUUGUCAAGUUCCUUCUAAGAGAGAGCAAAACGUCACCAACGGGCGAGGAGAUCUACGGGAAACGAAUGCUGAUUAACGAUGUGGUUAAGGAGAACCCUGGAGGUAAGACAAAGGUUCUGAAAGAGUUGAAGACGGAGGACGAGAGAGUGGAGGCGUUGAAGGAGUAUUUUGAUAUUGAUUUAACGACGGAAGAGAGGGAGGCUAUCAAGGGCUUCCAGACUGAGAUUAAGAGCGAGUAG
Messenger RNA from Fusarium verticillioides 7600, 992 nucleotides. RefSeq lists its product as hypothetical. Lineage: Eukaryota; Fungi; Ascomycota; Sordariomycetes; Hypocreales; Nectriaceae. Bases 36 to 992 code for a protein of 318 amino acids. Gene Ontology annotation, molecular function: acetyltransferase activity. The transcript has a single exon. The record is from RefSeq and is a predicted model, not a curated record.